AUGCGUUUCAACAAACAGGAACUGAUCACACUAGCGACGCAACCGAGCAACAAGUUUGAAAAGGAAGGUCCACUUCACGUCACGGAAAAGCAGGAGGGAUUUUUCCGCAAAACAGAAGUAAGCCUCGAACGGUGGUGCCGGUUGCGCGGCAAUUUACUGUUCUACUUUAAGUCGUGUGACCCAUUUUCGGAACCGCAAGGAUGCAUCGUGCUGGAAAAGUACAAGUGCAUCACGCCGACCAACAGUGAGCAGCAGGAGUACGAUGGCUAUGUAUUUUAUUUGGAAUUUAAUGAUGGUUUAAGGCAACGGUUCGCCGCCAACACACAACAGGAACGCUUCGAAUGGAUGCAGGCGAUUGGGUUAGCCGAGUACGACAUUAAGCGCGCCCAGCUCAAGUAUCUUCGGGAACAAAUCGACCGGCACCGGGGCACAAUCCACGACGUCGAUAUCGAUAUGCUGCGCUUACAGACGGGAAAGGAAAUCGAUCUGAAUGAAAUUCCCAUCUGCGAGUCGGUCAUCUCAUGCGACAAUUUACUUUGUGACGGGAACGGUAAACCGCCGAAUCCGUCCGUCGUGGUCCAGGUUACGUCGAACAAUCGGGCAUCCGGCUGGAUAAAGUAUGGCCGGACGGAGGUGAUUGAGCGUAGCUCUAAUCCGCAGUUUAUCUGUACCAUCGCCUUCCGGACGUGUGAUGGGCUGCACGCGGAAUCACUAAUACGUUUCACCGCGUACGACGUACGGGAGAAGGUAACGCAAACGGCGGUACCGAUUGGAUGGGCUGAGAUAUCGCUCGGUGUGAUAGCGGACACGUCCCGAUUGCGCAUACCGUUGCGUACGCAGGCGUGCGGAGAAAAUGCGGGCUUUCUGACGAUCGCAACCUGCACGCCGGAUAUGGAGCGACGGAAUAAUCCACGUUCGCCGAUGAAAUCGAGUCUUUUUGGCGACAAUCAGCAGCAGCAACAGCAGCAACAGCACCAGAUACAGCAUCAGCAACAGUUGGGUCAUCGACGCUCUCAAUCACUACCGCCAAAGCUUGGCAUUAAGCUGUUCAUACCGCCACCGUCAAAGAUUGGACUGGUCUUUACCAAUCCGACCAUCCACACGUACCGGCUCCAUUCCGGGCUCGGCGGUGACAUUAGCGUGCUGGAGGUAAUGCUCGAAAGCUAUCUCUGCUACUUGAUCCCGCAGCAACUGCUUUCCGUGUGGAUCGCACGCGAAAAAGAGCUGCUGCAGGAAAUUUCCGGCAUGGGCGAGCUUGGUGGCGAAUGGCGCCAGAAGCAGAUGGAGCUGCUCGACAAGCAUCUGAAGCUGCUGAAGGAUUACUCGCAGGCAAAGCAGUACCUGCACCAGCAGCAACAGCGCGGCCGAUCGUUUAAGCCGAGCUGCCGUAAGGGUGACGAGACGCUUGAAUUUGCGCCGGUAAAUCUACAUCUGCAGCGCAUGUGGGCCCACAAUGAUACGCUCAAGCGGGCGGGCAUACUGGACGUUAUUACCGUUGGUGCGUUUACGCGCCAUUCGGGCAAAUCGAAAACCGGUGGCCUUAUUAAACUGCUGCAUCAGGUGAAGGAAUCGCCAUCGAAGAGUGAGGCACAGCACAAAGUAAUGGCGGCAAAUGAUGCUGUGCAGGCGAUCAAGCAGCUGCGCAAGGAAAUUGUGGAAAUUAUGUCCCAGUUGCUGUACCUGGCGAAAUCGAAAAAUCCAAAAGGUAUGCUACCGCUUUGCAGCGAGAUGAUGACGAAGACACGCGCCUUACUAAACAUCUGGGAACCGAACCUGGUAGAGGAAGCGUUCGCAUUUAUCGAGCGACAUCGCAUUGUAGACGAUUCCACGACCGGUGGUGAGGGAGGGAGUGGUGAUUCGGGCACUAGAGCUGGUGACGGUACACUUUCCGUUGGAGCGGCCGGAGGUACGACACUUGCCGCUAUGUCGCCUUUUCGCAAGAUUACCCAGCAGCUGGGCGCGUUGGAUCUGAAAUCGCCCGAGCUGGAAGAUUUUUCUACCCCGAUGGGACCAGCGCCGGAUCUGUGGCCGCAGCAGAUCCAACGCACAACCAAAUCCGGUACGCUCAGUGUGGUGGUGCAGCCACGUGCAGCCAAAGUCCCGGUUCCGUCACCGACGUCUUCGUUCGAUCUGAGCGACACGAUCGCUACCAUACAGAGCAGCUUUAAUCAAUUGCAGAAUCAGCAGGAGAGUGAGUUCGUUGAAGCAAGAUCCAGUGCGACCUAUUCCCUGCCCAGUCCCUGCUAUCUGCCGACCGAGCAACCUUCCUCUUCCAAAGCAUCUAAACCGUUCAGUGAAACGCAUUUCGAUGUCAACGGUGACGUAACGCUUACCCAAGCAGCGACCACUCCGAGCGUGGUUGUGGCACCAUCCGGUACGACACUAACCGCAAAUCAACUGUUGGAAAAUAAAAACGAGCUCCUCUCGAACGUGUACGAUGAGCAGGGUUAUCUGAUCGAGAAUACUGCGAUCGUGCUCGGACAUAAUGGAGCCUUUCUCGAUACGAAGGUGAUGAGUUCGAGUCCGUCGGCAAACUACUACCGCCCAACGGAGGAACCAGAGCCGCUCGAUCUGACGCAAUUAAACAUUGAGGCAAGUGUCAUGUGUCUCGUGUCAAAGGUAAAGUUUCUCUGUGGACGAUGUGGCAGCCCGGCAGUACGGUUGCGCCAACCCAAGGGUGGAUCCAUCGGUACACUGCAGCGACCACCAUCCGGAAUCGAAACGCUCCAAACGUACGCCGUAGUGACGAGCCAACCGCUAUCGUUACCACACGCCGCUAGCAACAUGGCUACGACGGAGCCUGCUCCCGUUGUGCCACCAUUGCCCGAAAGUGAUCCGAACUUAGCGAAACCGUGUUCCAGCGAGAUAAAACCACCAACGACACCGCAUCUUAACACCAGCAAGGACUUAAACCUAGCCCUAACGCAAGCGGUCGGUGAGGUCGCCCGCAAGGUAAAGAAGGGCAACAAAUUUACGGACGGCCUGGACCUUUCCGCUACCACCGAUUGGGCGCUCGAACUGCGUCCGUCGAUGAAAAAGCUACGCCAAGCGAUGGACGGAUUGCUAAAAACCGCACGCCUAAUGCACUCCGUUCAACGGCUCCAGCAGGAUAUGAAGAAAACGAGUGCCACGCUCGCCAUCAUGUAUCGGCGGGACGUUUGCUUCUCUCAGGCACUAACUUCCCUCGUCGCUGGCCUCAUGGCAAAGCUUUGGGGUCAAAACGUGACGGAAAACUUCAUCAGCCUGCUGGUACAUCUUGGUCCGCUCGCGUACUUCGAAGGGUUGCUUUCAUUGUACGGCAACGAAACGGACAUGUGGGGCGAUAUGAGCGUUGCGGUAGAAGACUUAGCGACGGUAGGUUUUACGCUCGUGCGCAGCAACCUGCACCGUGACACGAAGGGUGCGAUACCGUUGCCGAGGGUGACCGGAUCCCGGCAAGCGCUCCGUGUGCUGCUCCCCGUGCCGGAAUCGGUGUUUUGCCAUCUGCCAACGAAGGAAGCGGUUAGCUUCCGGGUUACGCCCGUCUUCUUUAACAUCGGUAUCAAUGAAAAGGCAACGGUAGCAGAAACGCUCGGCUUUACGCGGGAACAGCAUCGUUCGAACUGGGACAAUUACGAUCGGUUGAAGCAGUAUCACAGCCGUUACCGGAAGGUACCGUUCAAUUUCGUCAAUCCCAACUGUUCCGCUAGCCAGGACACGCCGACAAAGGUGGGUGCGUACACUACGCCGCAGAAGGAGCUGCUCGUGCCGGACCAUACGGUGGUGAAGUUUUUGGAGGAUAUGGAAGCGGAACUGCGCGCGAAUGGGUCGAAAAACUACGCCAUACUGCAGCUGGCGGAGGAAGUGACACGCGCGGUACAGGGGUUACGAUUUACCUCGUGCAAGAGUGCCAAGGAUCGGACCUCGAUGGCGGUAACGCUCGAACAGUGUCGGGUGUUGCAGCAAGAGUUUCAUCUGUCGGCAGGCAACGCACAAACAGUGCUUAAUACGAUGCGCAGUGAGGGAACCCGAUCAGAUAAUACGAUGAAAAACGUUGGCACGCGGAAGUACGCGUUCAACAUGCCACAAGUGCUGUCGCUGCCGGCAGUUUAUCGUCCUCCAGCCGGUACAUAUGGAAAGGCACAAACUUAAUUUCUCGUUGUAGAGAGAGAGAGAGAGGGAGAGAGA
Molecule: messenger RNA, 4167 nt
Organism: Anopheles maculipalpis
Lineage: Eukaryota; Metazoa; Arthropoda; Insecta; Diptera; Culicidae
Product: inositol polyphosphate-4-phosphatase type I A
Exons: 6
Coding region: 1-4131 (1376 amino acids)
Cellular component (GO): cytoplasm
Molecular function (GO): phosphatidylinositol-3,4-bisphosphate 4-phosphatase activity
Source: RefSeq, a predicted model, not a curated record